UCGACAGCAGGGCCUUGCUAUGUGGUGACGUCACCACGCUCUGCCCCGACCCCUGCCUGUGUGCGGCCAGUAGCGGAAGUUCCGUUACGUCGAGAACUGGGACAGCAAGCGCACCUCCUACAGUGUAUGUGUGGCAACAACAUGUCUUUGCCGCUGCUCAAGGAGGCUGCGACGGUGUCCGGGUCAGAGAAGGAGACCGCGGCGGUGAUCUUCCUUCAUGGGUUGGGAGACACAGGGCAAGGGUGGGCCGAUACUAUGACGGAGUUUCAGCUGCCUCACGUCAAGUACAUCUUCCCCCACGCACCCAGAAUUCCUGUCACUCUUAACCUGAAGUCGGUGAUGCCCGCGUGGUUUGACCUCAUGGGUCUCACCCCCGAUUGCCCAGAAGAUGAAUCUGGAAUCAAGAAGGCAGCAGAUAACAUCAAGGCUAUUAUCGAACAUGAGGCCAAGAAUGGAAUCCCCCCAAACCGUAUAAUGCUUGGUGGCUUCUCUCAGGGUGGGGCAUUGUCCUUAUAUACUGCCUUGACCUGCCAGCAUCAGUUGGGUGGUGUCGUGGCCCUCAGUUGCUGGCUACCACUUCACAAGUCUUUCCCAUCGGCUUCGAGCGGCAACAGGAACCUACCGAUCCUGCAGUGCCACGGCGAGAUGGACGCCAUGAUCCCAGUGCAGUUUGGUGCAAUGACGGCAGAAAUGCUCAAAUCCCUAGUCGACCCUAAGAUGAUCACCUACAAAACCUACCCAGGGCUCUCUCACAGCUCCUCUCAUCAGGAGAUGGAGGCUGUAAAGGAAUUUAUCGAGAAGCAUUUGCCCCGAAUCUGACCUCACCUCACCCCACUGUGACCCCCUGAGACACUGACCUCUCACCCCUCGAUCUGCCAUUCUCCCACAGGAAACAGCCAUGAGCACCCUCUCCACCACACACGUCAACAAAACAACAGACACACGCAUGAAAACACACACAUCUGAUGAUUAUGAUUUGAUCCACAACGCUAAACUGAACCUCUCCAUGCAGUCUCACACUCGCACUGAAAUCAGAUUUGUCAAAACACACAGAUUUGAUGAUAACGUUACCGAGUGCUCACGCUCACAAGUCCUAGCCUUUUCGGAGGGAGAAACACUGACUCACGCGAUACAUUCCCUUUGGUUUUAUUUGAACAACUUCUGUCUGACGCCUCCAGACGACCUGAGUUGUUCUCUACUGUUACCUCAUUUUGCUUUGACCUGUUUUUUUUUCAUUCAUCACUUCCUUCAUUGCUUCCACUGCCAUGACUUUUCUCGGUUGCAUUGCUGUGACAUUUAGUGGAAAUCCAACAAUAACUUUUAGUCGGAUUAGCAGGUGAACACCAGCCUGAUACUGUCAGUGAUCAUCAUACUGAGGCGCUGUCUGACUGGAUUUUGCUUCAUAUUCAUAUUCUUUCUUACGUGGAACGGGACGAGAACCGUUGAUUGACAUGCAAAAUUUGAGCCAGGUCGGAUUUCUCGUUUAGGUUGUUUAUAUUCUUUCUUAGUUAAUGCACAGUGAAUUGAUGCAAGCAGCAGAGUGCAAGGACAAAAUGUUAGAGAAACUGCUGUAUAAUUUACAUCUUUACGGACUGCUGUUAUUGGCCUGCUCGCCAUCAGUCAAUCAAGCAAUCAAUCAGUCAAUCAAUCUUUAUUCAUAUAGUGCAAAUUCACAAUAAAAGUUAUCUCAUGACACUUUCCAUUUGGUGCAGGUUAAGACCAUACUCUUGAAUUACUUUAGAGAGACACAUCAUUUCCCCCACGAGCACACGCUUGGUGAGGGGGGCGAGAGAAAACUGCCUUUUAACAGGCAGAAACCUUGAGCAGAUCCACACUCAUGCUAUCUCUUGCAGCUUUCUCACCUUAAAUAGCCCAUGUGAAGUUUGGUCUGACUGCGGCUUCGAUCCAGACUCAUCUGGUUUCCCACCAACCCAUCCAUCCCACUUUCUCCCACUCCAUGACAGUGCACUUCUGCAGCCUGCCCGGGUCUCGCAUCUGUAAUCUACAUCAUUUAAUUAUGGACGCCCCUUUCCUUUCUUUUUUAUUUUUCUUUAAAAAAAUUUUUUUAAUCAAAGCACCAACAUCCAUGGGGGCCUCACGUUUCCUUUCUUUUUUUUAAAUGAGUGUGAUAAAAUAUCAUGAAUUACGUGAAGGAAAACCAAUUGAAAUAAAAGAAACCUAAUCAAUCGAUGCUUUUGCCACCCUGUGCUGUUUAUUUCAAAACUUCCACACCUGCAUGCAAGCAAUCUCUUUCUGCUUUUUGUAAAAUUACCUCAGUUGAUUCCUUUUUAAAAAAAAUAAGAUUGUAGGCUUAAAGGGGAAUGACUGACCAGUAUGACUUGCAUGACGGUUGCAGACUGCACACCAUGAGUCGUUUCACUGUUCCUCCCACCGACUUUUCCUCUUUCAAACAUUUCAAGUUUUCCUGUUUCAGCAUCCGCUACCCACGAACAGCCUCCUCUCCAUUACUCCCAGUUGAUUAUUUCAUUUAAACUCUAAAAACUGCACUCUUAAUCUUCUUCCACGACACAAAAAUUUGCCAUUUAUUCCCACGAAAAUGUAACAAAAUGUUCACUUCCCAGCUCCCUCCUUUGGCAACUUGCUGUAACCCACUAAUAGAACAUAAAAGGUCAGAUUAAAAGUUAAACCUAACUAUGUUAUAGUUCACUUCUUAACAAAAAAAAUGGCUAUACACUGGGAGAGCUUUGGCAAGAAGCUGUUCCAACAUAACUGAAGGGUGAUUUUACAAAUUAAUCUUGAAAAACUUGUAAUCCAUGGAUAUAAAGAGUGUAACCCUGAGGAGUUGUGUGUGCUUAAUAUAUAUAUCAGGUGUUCUGCAUUUUCCUUUGUGAAUGUUAAUUUUUGACCUCCUCAUGAUUACCUGUUCUAUAUUGCUGUUUUUAAACCUGAAAAGGAGGAAAGACAUCCGUUUUGAUUGUUGUUCACUAAUCAAUGAAUGUCUCUUUUCUCCUCGAGUCCAUUAUUAUUUUCCCUCUAAUGUCGCCACUCUUUCUUCAGUGUCUUUCUUCUCCUUUUUUAAAACACACCGCCUGUGUCGAGGACGUGGCAGCGUCCCGUGUGUUUCUCCUGGGUUGUAUGUUGUCAUUAAAAUUUCUAUGUGUUUUUUGUUUAUUGGAAUUAUGUUUCGUUGUGUUUUGUCACUGUUGUCAUUUCAUCCUUUUUUGUCUGUUUAUAAUAGUGAGCAUUAAGAAAAACAUGUUGAGGGGGAGACAGGUGGUCUCUCCACUUUUGUUUCCAAAACACCUGUAUGAGGAAUAAAUGACCCAAAAAAAGUC
This is a messenger RNA of Acanthopagrus latus (yellowfin seabream), 3296 nucleotides long. RefSeq names its product lysophospholipase 2 (gene lypla2). The record is from RefSeq and is a predicted model, not a curated record. Lineage: Eukaryota; Metazoa; Chordata; Actinopteri; Spariformes; Sparidae. The coding region runs from base 127 to 819 and encodes 230 amino acids. Gene Ontology annotation, biological process: protein depalmitoylation. The transcript has 10 exons. Gene Ontology annotation, cellular component: cytoplasm. Gene Ontology annotation, molecular function: carboxylic ester hydrolase activity; palmitoyl-(protein) hydrolase activity.